Messenger RNA from Hordeum vulgare subsp. vulgare (domesticated barley), 989 nucleotides. Its product is annotated as NADH-ubiquinone oxidoreductase subunit 8-like. The record is from RefSeq and is a predicted model, not a curated record. The transcript is spliced from 8 exons. The coding region runs from base 75 to 746 and encodes 223 amino acids. Gene Ontology annotation, cellular component: membrane. Gene Ontology annotation, molecular function: 4 iron, 4 sulfur cluster binding; NADH dehydrogenase activity. Lineage: Eukaryota; Viridiplantae; Streptophyta; Magnoliopsida; Poales; Poaceae. Gene Ontology annotation, biological process: mitochondrial respiratory chain complex I assembly; mitochondrial electron transport, NADH to ubiquinone.
ACGACAGUGCACAGCCCACCUCAACCCCACUUUCGAUCCGAACCCACCGUCUCCUCGUCGCCGACGACGCGACCAUGGCGGCGCUCCUAGCCCGGCAGGCAGCGCUGGCCCUCCGCGCCAGGCAGACGGCGCAUCUCGGCCCGUCCGCGACGGCGAUGCAGGGCCACCUCCGGACCUACAUGGACGCGGGGGUGCCCAAGAGGUUCAAAGAGGAUGAGGAGAAAGAACAGCUCGCAAAAGAACUUGCGAAAGAUUGGAAUGCUGUGUUUGAAAGGAGCAUCAAUACAUUGUUCUUGACUGAAAUGGUCCGUGGUCUGAUGCUGACACUCAAGUACUUCUUUGAGAGGAAAGUUACAAUUAACUAUCCGUUUGAGAAGGGCCCUUUGAGCCCCCGUUUCCGAGGGGAGCAUGCUCUCAGACGUUAUGAUACUGGGGAAGAGCGGUGCAUUGCCUGUAAACUAUGUGAAGCUAUAUGCCCAGCCCAGGCAAUUACUAUCGAGGCAGAAGAACGUGAAGAUGGUAGUCGCCGAACCACAAGAUACGAUAUUGACAUGACCAAAUGCAUCUACUGUGGGUUCUGCCAGGAAGCUUGCCCUGUCGAUGCUAUUGUCGAAGGCCCUAACUUUGAGUUCUCUACUGAAACUCACGAGGAGCUGCUGUACGACAAGGAGAAACUGCUCGAGAACGGCGAUCGCUGGGAGACGGAGAUUGCUGAGAACUUGAAGUCUGAGGCCCUUUACCGUUGAUUUCGUCCUUGUCGCCAUAAAAUUGGAUCUGCUGUUUCUGCUAUUUUGCUCAGCUAGCCGAUAAAUAAGCAAACCUGUAUGAUUGUAUCAUAACCUCUGAAAGCCUGGUGCCAUGUUUGUAUGCCUGGGCUCCAUCUGUUUCUUUAUGCUCCAGGGUAAAGGUGUACGGCAUAUUUUUGCGAAUAUUAAACUGUUUUCGACUCUGAUUAUGUUCCGAAUGAAAUAUUCUGGUCGGGGAGUUUC